AUGAAUGAAUAUCUAUCAGAUCAAGAAAAAACCCGAGAACUUGCUCUUAGACUUAAAGCAAUAAAAGCAGAAUUAAAGCCACUCUACAACGGUAAGAUCCUUCGAGCGAAACAAGUUCCAAAUCGCCUCAAAGAAGAAAUCGUCGAGAUUUAUGACCAAUAUGGUGGAAGAAGCAUUCUUAUGAAGCUUUUCAAUAUUUCUUACAGCCAUAUCAAAUCUUGAAGAAAGCAAUGAAAAGAUAACCCUAAUUGUUUCAAAGAAGCGGAUAAUGACCCAUCUUCUCAAAGUCUUCAUUUUACUAAUAGUGUUCUAGAAGGCUUCAAAAAAACUACAGAAAAAUCGAUAGAAAGAUUCAGCAAGUCAAGCUUUAAAAUAAAAGAAGACAAUGAACCACUUACUUUGAGUAAUGUAAAGGAGCUACUUAGCCCAGAAAUUCAGGAGAAAUGUGAAGAAAUUAAAGAAAUGAUGAGCAGGGCGAAGAGAUUGUAUAAUAAAAUGCUGGAUAAUGAAAUCAGAGAGGAAAUUGUGAAAUUGGUUAUUAAAGCUGGAUAUGCAAAGCCGAUUGCGCUGUUGCUGGGAAUCAGUGAAAAAACCAUUUUGGGAUGGAGAGAUUUGUUUGUGAAAGAGCUUGAUGAGAAUAAUCAGAAAGUAGAGGAUAUCGAAGAAUCUUAA
Messenger RNA from Blepharisma stoltei, 672 nucleotides. NCBI's taxonomy places the organism in Eukaryota, Ciliophora, Heterotrichea, Heterotrichida, Blepharismidae. The record is from the annotation of a GenBank genome assembly.